Helianthus annuus (common sunflower) is the source of this 975-nucleotide messenger RNA. RefSeq lists its product as uncharacterized. NCBI's taxonomy places the organism in Eukaryota, Viridiplantae, Streptophyta, Magnoliopsida, Asterales, Asteraceae. The transcript has a single exon. The coding region runs from base 1 to 975 and encodes 324 amino acids. The record is from RefSeq and is a predicted model, not a curated record.
AUGGUUCCCGGAUCGCAGGAUAACUCUGGCGAUGCUCUACUCAUAGACAUCGACUCCAACGCCACACCAACCUGCACAUAUGUUCCAAAACAGUUAUCCAGAGAAGAACUCACAAAGCUUCUACCUGAAAAAUGGAUAACUAAUUAUGAACAGAUCCACCAAGCACCGGUUCAGACAACCACAACCCCUGACUUUGUCCGCCACCAGGAUGGACAAGUUGAGGUCAGAUUUGCAAGACAAGAUCGAAGAGAAAUUAUCUCUACGAUAAGCAUGUUGCAACCGGCAGAGGAACCACACUUCCCGUUCGAUGUAUGUGACUACCAGGAAUGCCUGGAUGACGCAUACGAACUUGAGUACAAGGAGGAAACCAAAAGGAAAAAGAAAAAGGGAUCCCAAAAUGCCCUGAAGAAAAGAUAUGAGGCUGGAGAUCCAAAUGUUGGUCUGCUUGGAGAACCAUCAGGAAAGUUUGAUUACUAUGUCCUGUAUGGUGAUUCAAAACCAAAACCUAAACAGACACAACCCUCCAGACCGAGACAUCCACCUACCCAGGUAGAUGAGUGUUGUAUGCUCGGGACAACACCUCCGUUUCCUUCCUCCCCGGAUUACCAAGUUGAGUUCCCACCCUUAACCUCUUUCGAGAACACCCAACAAAAAACCAAACAUAGCUGGAAAAUCAAGAACCCAACAACCGUUGGUGCAACCGGUGUUCCUGAGUCAAUAACAGCUGCUGAAGCCACUCUGAAUUGGCAAAGUGAAAAUGCUGUUGCCCAAAACAAGGCUCUCAACGCCAUCUUAGCUCAGCAAAACAAUAUCACAAAGGCUCAUGAAAAUCUAACAAGCAGAGUUCAAGAGCUAGAAGGUAUCAUCUAUGAGGUCAGAGCCAAAAUACUUGAGCUACAUCAUGAACUCCUCGAGCUAGUUCAAAACUCCUCAGGACCACAACUUCCACAAGGUCUCCAGCAAAAGGAAGCCUAA